GAUACACCCAUUUAUUAUUCAUUCUUGUACAAAUUGCAGCUAUAAUUUCAAAAGUUUCGAACUUUCCAACUGUGUUAGAAAUGGCUCCCAAGAACAACCGCGGAAAGGCAAAGGGAGAGAAGAAGAAGAAAGAAGAAAAAGUUCUUCCGUUGGCUCUGGACAUCACCGUGAACCUUCCCGACGAAACCUGUGUCGUCUUAAAGCACAAGACUUUCUCAUCUCAAGUCGUGUAAAAUUAUAUGCAUAUUUUUCAUCAUUGGUUUCAGUCGCCCUCAUUUCUCAUGUCUUAUUGUAAUAUAUAUCAUCAUCAAAUGGUUGGUAUAGGUUGCGUAAUUUGACUGAAAAAACGGUAUUGGUUUUGAAAUAAUUUCUUGGAUAGUAU
Rubroshorea leprosula is the source of this 382-nucleotide messenger RNA. The record is from the annotation of a GenBank genome assembly. NCBI's taxonomy places the organism in Eukaryota, Viridiplantae, Streptophyta, Magnoliopsida, Malvales, Dipterocarpaceae.